Neltuma alba is the source of this 2348-nucleotide messenger RNA. Its product is annotated as proline-rich receptor-like protein kinase PERK1. NCBI's taxonomy places the organism in Eukaryota, Viridiplantae, Streptophyta, Magnoliopsida, Fabales, Fabaceae. Gene Ontology annotation, molecular function: ATP binding; protein kinase activity. The record is from RefSeq and is a predicted model, not a curated record. Gene Ontology annotation, biological process: protein phosphorylation. Bases 119 to 1783 code for a protein of 554 amino acids. The transcript is spliced from 8 exons.
UUAUUUGAUUGAUAUUUCUAUCUUCCUUAAUGCUCAUGUUCUUUCUUUCUCGCUGUUCCUUUUUUCUUCCUCCAUUCACACCUGAACCUCUCUGACCACAAACCCUUCUUCUCCGGCGAUGUCUUUGCUGCCUCCGGAAACAUCUCAGCCUGGCAACUCCACGGCUCCUCCUCCGCCUCCUGUCACCACCAAUGACACCUCUCCUCCAGCUCCGAGUAAUUCCAUGUCACCUACCGCCACUCCGUCGGCGCCACCUCCUCCGGGCGCGCCUCAGACGCCGGCGGCGGACUCAGACGGACUGUCCAACGCUGCAAUAGCCGGACUAGUUGUCGGAACUGUGUUUGGCUCGCUGCUUAUGCUCGCUUGUGUGGGCAUUUGUGCUUUUUUCUAUAAAAGAAGAAAGCGGAGGAGGAUGAGCAAAUAUGGGAUGAACGAUCACUCUGCUGCUCCUCCAUCCCAACCCAAAGCUGAUCAGUUUGGUGGUCCGCCCCAGCAAUGGCAGCAUAGCAUUCCUCCUCCAACCGAUGGUGGAGCGACAUUGCCUCCCAAGCCAAGUCCAUCCCCUGGAGUUCUGUUGAAUCAGCAAGCAUCUCCUCCUAUAUAUUCUGCAAGUGGCACAAGUCUGGAAUCUGAGAGGCCAUACCAUGCACCAUCGCCUGCCAUUGCCUUUGGACUCUCACAAAUCUCGUUUACAUAUGAAGAACUUGCGUUGGCAACAAAUGGAUUCUCAGACUCAAAUCUUCUUGGUCAAGGUGGGUUUGGCUAUGUCCAUAAAGGAGUUCUCCGAAAUGGGAAAACUGUUGCAAUUAAGCAGCUGAAAUCUGGAAGCAGACAGGGGGAGCGUGAGUUCCAGGCUGAAGUGGAGAUCAUUAGUCGAGUCCAUCACAGACAUCUUGUUUCCUUAGUUGGAUACUGCAUUGCUGGAGUCCAGAGGAUGCUUGUAUAUGAGUUUGUCCCAAACAAUACACUAGAAUUCCAUUUACAUGGAAAAGAUAGAGCAACAAUGGACUGGGCAACAAGGAUAAAAAUUGCUAUUGGAUCUGCAAAGGGAUUGGCUUAUCUGCAUGAGGACUGUCACCCAAAAAUCAUACAUCGUGACAUCAAGGCAUCAAACAUUCUUCUUGAUGACAAGUUUGAGGCGAAGGUUGCAGAUUUUGGACUUGCCAAAUUUUCAUCAGAUGCCGAGACCCACGUCUCCACUCGAGUAAUGGGAACCUUUGGAUACCUGGCUCCAGAAUAUGCUGCCAGUGGGAAGCUCACUGAGAAGUCAGAUGUCUUCUCCUUUGGUGUUGUACUUUUGGAGUUGAUUACAGGGCGAAGACCUGUUGAUAAAACUCAGUCUUUUACAGAUGACAGUAUGGUUGAGUGGGCAAGGCCUUUGCUUUCUCAAGCUAUGGAAAAUGGCAACUUCGAUGCUCUUGCUGAUCCAAGGUUGCAGAAUAGUUACAACUCUGAGGAGAUGCUUCGAAUGAUUGCCUGCGCUGCAAAUUGUGUGCGCUAUUCAGCUAGGCAUCGGCCUCGAAUGAGCCAGGUAGUUCGGGCUCUAGAAGGCAAUAUUUCUUUGGAUGAUCUGAAUGAGGGGAGCACAUCUGGGCACAGCAGAGCACUUAGUUCCUUCGAAAGUUCAGGUUAUGAUACUGGCCAAUACAAUGAGGACCUAAAGAAGUUCAGGAAGCUGGCACUAGAGCAAGAAACUAGUGAAUACAGUGGCCCCAGUAGCGAUUAUGGUCAGCAACGGUCUGCCUCAAGCAGUUCAGGCCCGCAAAAUACGCAGGAGAAAUAAUGGGGAAUGUGGAACUGGAGAUUCGCUGAGUUUCGGUGGAAGCCUUUGAGUCUUUGGCUGAUAAUUAUUACGAGUUGAGGGAGGAGGAUUGGCACUUCAUUUGUUGAAAAAUGAACACCUGAGUCGUUGGUAAAUAUAAUUUGUCGGUAGAUUUUGCAGGUUCAGCGUACAAAUUGGUCUGUUCGUUGAUUUCAACAACUUAAUUUUUCCCUCAGAAGUAAGAUUCUGUUGAGCAAUGUAAUUGAAAUGAGUGUAAGCUGGUUUCACCCUGGAAGCAGACAUCUGCUGAACAAAAGAAAGCCGCAACAUUGAGUUUUGAGACGAAGGGGUGGAUCUGAAUUUGUUUGGUUUCCUUUGUAAGGAUGCAUUAUACAGUUAGAUUGCUGGCAUUGAUUUUUCUUGUAUUUAUAGUAAUGUUAAUAUUAUGAGUAAUGGUGUUUACACGUUCAAGAUACUACUAGUCUGCUCUGCCCGUUACUUUUUAUCGAAUUUAUACAUUUAUGGAAUUGCCGACUCAUGACGUUAUCAUUCCAUGUUAUUGGAAACUGAGAUAAAUUAUUGGUUA